Mobula hypostoma (lesser devil ray) is the source of this 2038-nucleotide messenger RNA. RefSeq names its product DNA-directed RNA polymerase III subunit RPC7-like. The record is from RefSeq and is a predicted model, not a curated record. Gene Ontology annotation, cellular component: RNA polymerase III complex. Gene Ontology annotation, biological process: transcription by RNA polymerase III. NCBI's taxonomy places the organism in Eukaryota, Metazoa, Chordata, Chondrichthyes, Myliobatiformes, Myliobatidae.
AUAGCAGCCCCAAUCACGGAACGGGACGUACCUAAGACCCACCCACAAGCUGUCCGUUAGUCAGGCGACACCAGAUGCCGGAGGAACGCAGCAGGCCCGGUAGAUCCACGGAAAAGAGUCGCCGUUUCUGGCCGAGACCCUUCCGUAGAUGCUGCCUGGCCUGCUGAGUUGUGUUGUGUUGCCUGGAUAUCCAGAUUCUGCAUAUUUUCUCGUGUUUGUGCUGCCUGUCUUCACUCAUUCUGAACCCCAGCGGCCGCAGAAACCGAUCCCGCCCACUGUAUGUCGAUCACGACCCUCUCGCGCCCAUUGGCUGUAAUUCGUCAGGAUCCCGCCCAUCACAUGUCGGUCACCCAUCGAUGUCACGCCUUCCGCCUGUCAGUCAUCUCAUGCCCCGCCCAUUGUCUGCCGAAGCGCCGGUGCCGGCUCGAUCCCGGAACCUUUGUGCGUGAUGGUUGCGGCGCCGGGCGGUAUUUGCCGCGGGACCGAGCACGGUGGGGGCAUGAGGGGCAGUGCGACGAGACGCUGAGGAUGAGCGGCCGAGGACGGGGCCGGGGUCAAAUGACCUUCAGCGUAGAAGUGGUGGGCAUCAGCAAGGGGGAGAUGCUGCCCCCACCCACCCUCCAGCCCCCACCACUGUACCCCUCCCUAGAGUUCAAGGCGGUGCCCCUGCAGACGGGCGAGGAGGCGGAGUACAUGCUGGCGCUGAAGCAGGAACUGCGGGGAGCGAUGAAGAACCUGCCCUAUUAUGUCAAACCGGCCGCCCCCAAGAAAGAUAUCGAGCGUUACUCUGACAAGUACCAGUCGUCCGGCCCAACAGACAACACCAUUGAGUGGAACCCAGACUGGCGCCGGUUACCACGGGAGCUGAAGAUCCGGAUCCGGAAGCCGAUGAAGGACAAGAUGGCAGUUCCCAGUCGGAAGUUGAAACCCCGGACCAGCGUGGAGAAAGAGGAAAUCUUCAAAAAGCUGGAGACUUUGGAGAAGAAGGAGGAAGCUCACAGCUCCGAGGAGGAAGGCGAGCAGGAGAAGGAGGAGGAAGAGAAAGAAAACGAGGAGGAGUAUGACGAGGAGGAGUUCGAGGAGGAAACGGACUACGUUAUGUCCUACUUUGACAAUGGCGAGGAGUUUGGUGGUGACAGUGAUGAUAACAUGGACGAGGCUAUCUACUGAGUGGUCCAGAAUGGCAGCUACUGGCCUCUCCAUGAACUUCCCCUCCCUUCCACACGGAACGUUUCCCCAGGAUAAUCCACAACGGUUUCUCUGCUGCAAAUUCGGCCAACCCCAGAAUUGCCUGUCCUCUGUGGGUGAGUUAUAGAAUCUGGGGGGUAGUUCUUGGGAAACUCAGUGUCAUACAGGACAGGACAGCCGGCCCAUUGGCCUGUGAGUCCCUGCAGGCUAUCGACCACUCACUCGCCAAUCGUCCAAUUGUUUAUUCUUUUCACUUUCUCCCGAACUAAUUCGGAAAACUGGGGAACUGCUCUGUGAGCCAUCAUAGACUGGAUGGGCCAACUGGCCACCUUAUUUAUAAACAAACCAGGAGGGGCUUCCGUCCUGUGGAUGCUCGGUGGUGUCGUGGGUAGAGCUGCAUCCUCGUGGCCCCAGAGACCCAGGUUGAUCUGAAAUGUUUGUCCAUGUGUGUGGAGUGGUAAGGAGCUGUUAUAUAUUAUCUCCCCUUUUCAGGCUCUGUGUUGUGUACGUGUGGAGAUCACAGGUUCUCCCUGUGACCACAUUGGUGUCCCCGGUUCCCGUCCACAUCCCAACCACGCGUGGGGUCGGUUGGUGUGUGGGUGAGGGUGCUGGGUUGAGGAGCGUUCUGUGGAAAUUGGGGGUAGGGGGAGGGGUUGGUGACGACACAGACACCAUGGACAGCAGCAGUUCGAGAACGCAGUUCCAGUGACCUGUCGAGGGGCCGUCUGGGGAUGAGGAAUAAACACUGGCCCAGACUCCAUCACAAGAAGGAGAGGAGUGGGUUGUGGUUGGGGCCGGGAUUUCGGAGGGAGAGACUGAUUUGUUAUCUGAUGUAGACUUUUCAGCAUUU